UAUCAAAUUAUAUCAUUCACCACCUCUUCUCUCACUCUCUUCACUUUUUUUUCCCUUUUCUUUUUUCGCACCCAAAUUUCACUAAUUCUGUUCCUUCUCCGUUUCUCUCUUUCACCCAUUCGUGGGUUUCUUUUCUCACUUUCCUCUAAUCAACAACAAAAACCAUCCUCAAAUUUAGCUUCCGGGGUUACGAUUAUUUUUUGAAUUUUUUUUCUGUUUUUUUCUUUCUGAUUUUGCGAGGAAGAAGGAGAAGGUGAAGGGGGAUAAUGUCGAAGAAGAAAGGUAGUGGGAGCACCAUGACGCUCAAGGACUUCCAUGGCGGUUCUAUACCUUCUGAUCUCCCUCUCCCUUCGGCUCCCGGCGUAACUGUGAGGCCUUCCGACCGUGUUGGUUAUGACCGGCCUACGUCGUGGGGAAACCCGAUGGGGAGGCCGGAUCAUUGGUCUCGGCCACACACUUCGCCUGCAACUAGGCAUUACGAUGACAAAUCCCUGUUUCUUCCACAUACUACCACAAUUGGGAGGAAUUUUGAUGAGGAUGAGAGGAAGCCGCUGGAUGGAAGUUCUGCCCCAAGGAGACAAAUUAGUGAUGAGAGCCUCCGUGCUCCUCUGCCUUCUCGUGUUGAGGUGAAGAGAAGCAGUUCGUUAAGCAGGCAAGUGGCUCCGGUGUCCCCUGUUGGGAAUGCUAAUUCGUACUCGGCUAGGCUUGCCGAGACAGUUCAUGUGGGAGUAAAUUCUCAGAGUUUUGGAGCUAGUAAGGAGCAUGGAUCAGCUGCUGCUGGCUCUGGUGGUGGUGGUGGUUAUCCAAAUGCGUGGUCAACGAGGAAGGAGGUGGCAGGUACUGUUGAGUCGGAACAAGCUGCUUGGUCUGCUGCUAAUGCUGUUUCCAAGUUGACUCAUGCUAGUGCCCUUGAUAAGGUGGCUUCUGGUAGAUGGCAGUCAGUCAAUUAUCAGACAGAUGUUGAGGUGGUCAGACCUUCCGAAGUGGAGAGUAGACCGCAUGCGUUUAUUAAUAGCAAUAGGUUGGAUAUAGUGCGUCAAAAUGAGCAUUCUGAUGAAAUGCUAGCAAGACAUGCUGAAAGGAGUUUAGGUAUUGAUAACCAGAUGCGAGGUGGUAGGAAUGAGUUACUUGAACAUGAUAGGUUGGGGAUUUCCAAGUAUUCAGAUGUGCGUCCGAGAAGUGUAGGUCAGUUUUCUGACAGGGUUCAGCCUGCUCGAACUGAUGCCAAAUUUGUUGGCUCUGAAUCACAACACCAUAUAGCUUCUGAACCAAUUGAGCGACCUAAACUGAAGUUGCUGCCUAGAACAAAGCCGCUGGAAAGUUCAGAACCUUCUGUUAUAGAACACACCCAGGGAUAUCAUCAAGUUAAUGAUUCUAGCCAUGUUGAACCUGUUUAUCAGGGACAUGGACAUGCCAGUCUUGUGAAGCCAGUUUCAACUGGAACCGAAAGUGGGAAGGAUUUAGGACAGCGUCCAAAGCUGAAUUUGAAGCCUCUGAAGCCCCGGCCUGAGGUCUAUGAACAGUUAGAAGGAAACAGGGAAAGAGACAGGAAUGCUUUAUUUGGUGGAGCUCGCCCUCGAGAAUUAGUUUUGAAGGAGCGAGGUGUUGAUGAUGUUGCAAUCAAAAACUAUGAUGUGGUUGAGAGUUCAAACAGGGUUGAGCAAAACAUUUUGAGGUCCGAGAAGCUUCAUGAUCAUUCAAUCCAGAAUCGAUAUGGUGAAAAAACCGACGAUGGUCUCAAUCAAAGAACAGGCCGAAAACCUGAAAGGAAGGAGCAAAAGGUAGAUGGUGAGAGGGCUCUUGGACAGAGGAAGAAUUGGCGCAGCGGUGAUAGUAAUAACAAUAAUAACAAUAAUCGGAGAAACCCGAGGGAAGCUGAUAGGCAGCAAGUCUCUGAGAGGCAUUCUUCACCUGAAACAUGGCGCAAGCCUGUGGAAUCAUCUCAAGGUGACGGUGGCCCUCGCUACGGUAGAGCAGCUUCAGCAGUUGAACUUGCUCAAGCAUUCUCAAAAUCCGUGUCAGAUCCCAAAGUAAAUGAUAGUAGGUUUUCAGGUCAAAGGGAUUUGAACAACGGGAGGCCACAAGUGCCCUUUUCAAGGCUUGUUGGUCCUACUUCAAGACCACAGAUAAAUGGUUAUUAAGUCUUUGGUGGAAAAUUGGGACCUAUUAGAGACCUGAAGACAGCAUUUGUUUCAUGCAAACUGUGGAAUUGCUGAACAUUCCAUGGAGUGAUUGUAGUUUUACUGAUUUUACUCUCUUAUUAGCAUGAGUGAGAGAAUUAAAACAGGUGCAAAGCAUUUGUCAUGACGAUGUCUAUUUACAAUCGCCAUGUCUUGAUUUAUUUCUAGACCUGUAUUUUUUUCCUUCUUUUAAUCUUCCCCAUCUUCUGUUA
Molecule: messenger RNA, 2392 nt
Organism: Lathyrus oleraceus (garden pea)
Lineage: Eukaryota; Viridiplantae; Streptophyta; Magnoliopsida; Fabales; Fabaceae
Exons: 6
Coding region: 267-2141 (624 amino acids)
Molecular function (GO): mRNA binding; translation initiation factor activity
Source: RefSeq, a predicted model, not a curated record